AUGAUAACCGGUGAAACCGAACCUGCCUGUGUGGAGGAUGCGAGUCAGCUGGCGGAGCAACGUAACGGGGCACCGGUGAUGGAAGCCGGCUGCGCUGCCGUACCCGUGGAAGCCAACGCUACCAAGCGAGGGUACUGGCGCCAGCGGACCCUUCACUCGUGGUUUAUAGGCCGAAAACCACAGCGAACCUGUAUAGCUGUCGAUAUUGAUGAAGUGCUGGCGUUUUUUGUACCGGAACUCUGUGCUUUUCAUAACAAGCGGUACGGAACGCGGCUGCAAGCCACUGAUUUCCACAGUUAUCGCUUUGCGGAGGUCUGGGGCGGUACCGACACGGACGCGAUUCGAAAAGUGCACGAGUUUUUUCGCACGCCUGCGUUUCAGGAGCUCCAGCCGAUACCAGGUGCAAAGCAGGUCCUUCAGUCGCGGCUGGCUCGCUUUCGCUUCGUCGUGGUGACCUCUCGUCAGUUGGUGAUUGAGCAAGAAACGCGCGCAUGGUUAGACAAGCACUUUAGCGGUAUUUUUGAAGCAAUCUACCUUGGUAAUCAAUGGGCGCUACACCCCAAUGGUGAACACGGUACCGGAGUCGGUAGCGCUGCACAGGAACCGCAGCGUCUCUUUGCGAACAGGCGCCGCAAGUCCCAAGUCUGUAAGGCCUGCGGCGCGGCCGUCUUAAUCGACGACUUGCCCCACAAUCUGCUGGAUUGCUCGGAAAAUGGUGUGUUUGGUGUUCUUUUUGACUUUCAGGGGCAGUACGGAUGGAGUAAAUCUCCUGCAUUCGAGUCAAAGGAUAUCGCCGUUGUGCAUUCAUGGGAAGCGGUAGGAGAGCUCCUUGACCGGCUCUAG
Cyanidioschyzon merolae strain 10D is the source of this 843-nucleotide messenger RNA. RefSeq lists its product as hypothetical. The transcript has a single exon. Gene Ontology annotation, biological process: deoxyribonucleotide catabolic process. Lineage: Eukaryota; Rhodophyta; Bangiophyceae; Cyanidiales; Cyanidiaceae. The coding region runs from base 1 to 843 and encodes 280 amino acids. The record is from RefSeq and is a predicted model, not a curated record. Gene Ontology annotation, molecular function: 5'-nucleotidase activity.